UGAAUGCAUUUUAAUGGUAUGAUAGAGAAGAAAAAGGUAUGUCAGCUCUUUGUCCACCACCCUCUCCUGCAGUUGCCAAAACAGAGAUCUCUUUGAAUGGAGAGUCGCCUUUGUUGGCUGCCACUUUUGCUUACUGGGACAAUAUUCUUGGUCCCAGAGUGCGACACAUCUGGGCCCCGAAGACCAAACAGGUUCUUCUCAGCGAUGGUGAAAUAACUUUUCUUGCAAAUCAUACACUGAACGGAGAGAUACUUCGGAAUGCGGAAAGCGGUGCGAUAGACGUGAAGUUUUUCGUUUUGGCAGAGAAAAGAGUGAUCAUUGUGUCAUUAAUCUUCGAUGGAAACUGGAAUGGAGACAGAAGCACCUACGGACUGUCCAUUAUACUGCCACAAAGUGAACUUGGCUUCUACCUGCCUCUUCACAGGGUGUGUGUGGACAGGUUAACACAUAUUAUAAGGAAAGGAAGAAUAUGGAUGCACAAGGAGAGGCAAGAACAUUUCCAGAAGAUUGUCUUGGAAGGCACAGAGAGAAUGGAGGAUCAGGGCCACAGCAUCAUUCCGAUGCUGACAGGAGAAGUUAUUCCUGUAAUGGAACUCCUUUCUUCUAUGAAAUCACACAGUGUUUCAGAAGAAAUAGAUAUAAGUGAUACAGUGCUAAAUGACGAUGACAUCGGGGAUAGUUGUCAUGAAGGCUUUCUCCUCAAUGCAAUAAGUUCGCAUCUUCAGACCUGUGGUUGUUCCGUAGUUGUUGGUAGCAGUGCAGAAAAAGUGAAUAAGAUUGUGAGAACAUUGUGUCUGUUUCUUACACCGUCAGAACGUAAAUGUUCCAGACUCUGUAGAAAUGAAUCAUCUUUCAAGUAUGAGUCAGGACUUUUUGUUCAAGGAUUACUCAAAGAUGCAACAGGAAGCUUUGUAUUGCCCUUCCGUCAAGUAAUGUAUGCUCCAUAUCCCACUACACAUAUAGAUGUAGAUGUCAAUACAGUGAAGCAGAUGCCACCUUGUCAUGAACACAUCUAUAACCAGCGACGCUAUAUGAGAUCUGAGUUGUCAGCAUUUUGGAGAGCUAAUUCAGAUGAAGAAAUGUCUCAGGAUCCUAUUAUCCACACAGAUGAGAGUUUCACACCGGAUUUAAAUGUCUUUCAAGACAUCCUGCAUAGAGAUACCUUAGUGAAAGCCUUCCUGGAUCAGAUCUUUCACCUGAAGCCAGGCUUGUCUCUGCGGAGUACUUUUCUUGCACAGUUUCUGCUAGUCCUUCACAGAAAAGCCUUAACUUUAAUAAAAUACAUAGAGGAUGACACGCAAAAAGGAAAAAAGCCUUUUAAGUCUCUUCGUAGCUUAAAGAUAGACCUUGACCUAACAGCAGAGGGCGAUCUUAACAUAAUAAUGGCUUUAGCUGAGAAGAUUAAACCAGGUCUACAUUCCUUCAUCUUUGGAAGACCAUUCUACACAAGUGUACAAGAACGUGAUAUGCUGAUGACAUUUUAAAAUUCGCCACUGUUGAUGUGUGAUAUUGCAAUCUUGCAUGCCAGUAAAAGAAAUCAAUGUGAAUGCCACAUAUCUGGCAAUCAGUGAUCUGAUUUAUAAUGAAUCAGUAGUAACAAAGGAAUUUACCAUAUUUAAGAAGCAGGAAGGAAUGCUAUCAGACGCAAUAUCAACUUACCUAGAAGAGCAUGGUUUUAAUCAACCCUUUUCUUCUGUGUACCAUUUUUUAACAGUAAAAUACCAGAAGGAGUUCUUUUGUGGCAUGGUCUCAACAGGAAAAUGCAGAUGUGCUUUGGUUUGAAUGCUGUUUUAUUUUAUUUCUCCACUGAAUUUCUUCAGAUGUGUGCUAGUUUCCCCCUGUCAUGCUGUCAAUAUCUGUAGUGUUUCCACAGAAAGUGAUGUACCUAGCUGCUCUAAGGGUUGCAGCAUGAUCUCUCCAAAGGUGUCAAAUUUUAAGAAAUGUUCUUAUGGUACAAAUGGUACAAAUCUGAAACAUGCUUGAUCUCCCUUUUUAACACUAAUGGUUCAUUCAUUUAGAGCAUUUACUUUUUUUUUUAAUUACAAGAUGAUACUAAACUUGUGUGGGAAGUAUUGAUUGUUAACAAUGUAAAUUGCAGCAGUCUGCACAAGGGAACUAGGACCUUAUUUAAGAUGCUUUGUUCAUUUCAUUGCCAACCAGGAUGUUCUCCCACAGAUUUUUUGCCAAUCCUGCAAUUAAAUGUUUACUAAUCCAGCAUUACUGAGCUCUUUCGAACUGCAGAAAAAUGAUGUUUCUCAGCUUCUGUUGUUAGCCUUUGCCUAUUAACUAUUGUUUUAUCCGUUGUAAGUUUGUAUACAGGCUAAGGUAACACCUUAAACCCUUCCCACAGAGCGCCAAGAUGAUAUCCAAACAAGAAGAUGAAAUAUGUCUUCGCCUUUAAUAAGAGUUAUCUUUAAUUCAUGAUUCAAUUUAAGACUGUGAAUUUAAGAGAUUAACAUUUUAUGAAGUGAGUUUUAAUGAAACUCCGUCAUCUCCAGCUUUGCUUUACUUGAAAGUUUAAGGGAGUGCAAAAGGUAUUCUAUUUGUAGGCCAUAGACUUUUUAAUAUGAGGUGUGUUUUUUUUCUUUUGAUACUUUGGCUCAUGGUUAAUGUGUGCUCUACUGAAACUGGUGACAUGUCURUGUUUCAUGAUGGUGAAUUUCUCUUAUUUUUGGAUGAAGACAGGAAUCUGAAUGAGAACUUGUCAGAAUGAUGCUGACAUAAGUCACUUGUUCUGAGAUCCCGUUUAUCUUGCUACUAUUUUUCUUUCGUUAUGCACUUUAUUCAGUUUAUAAUUAAACUACAUGCCUGAUUCAUAACCUUUACUAGGAUCACAGCCUAGGACUGGGGAAAAAUUGUAAGAAACACUUGAAAUAGUGCAUAGAAAUAGUGUUAAAAUCUAAAUAGAUGUAAAUGUGGUGCUGGAAUUAAUCCCUUUAGCUUGAUAACCAUUGGAAACAAAAUUGACACUGUUAACUGUAAAGCUCUAAUUUAUUGAAUGUGCUCUCACUUUUUGACUAAAWCUUGGAAAGUUCAAUUAAUACUU
Nothoprocta perdicaria is the source of this 3046-nucleotide messenger RNA. RefSeq names its product chromosome unknown C9orf72 homolog (gene C9orf72). Gene Ontology annotation, biological process: autophagy; endocytosis. Bases 39 to 1484 code for a protein of 481 amino acids. The record is from RefSeq and is a predicted model, not a curated record. NCBI's taxonomy places the organism in Eukaryota, Metazoa, Chordata, Aves, Tinamiformes, Tinamidae. The transcript has 10 exons. Gene Ontology annotation, molecular function: guanyl-nucleotide exchange factor activity. Gene Ontology annotation, cellular component: autophagosome; endosome.